UAUUAAUGUUUUAUGGUUUGAAAGUUAUUAACGUUUUAUAGUUUUGAAGUUAUUAACGUUUUAUAGUUUGGAAGUUAAACGUUUUUAGUUUUUAGAUUAUUCAUAUUUCAUACUUUCGAAGUUAUUGACGUUUCAUAGUUUUUAGGUUAUUUACGUUUUAUUGUUUUUAGGUUAUUCACGUUUUUUAGUUUUGAGGUUAACGUUUUAUAGUUUUUAGGUUAUUAACGUUUUAUAGUUUUGAAGUUACUGGUGAUUUAUAGUUUUAGGUUAUUAAUGUUUUAUAGUUUGGAAGUUAUUAUCAUUUUAUAGUUUUUAGGUUAUUAACGUUUAAUAGUUUUGAAGUUAGCAUUUUAUAGUUUUGAAGUUAACGUUUAUAGUUUGUAAGUUAUUCAUAUUUUUUACUUUUGAAGUUACCGGUGUUAACCUUUUAUAGUUUUUAGGUUAUUAACAUUUUAUUGUUUUUAGGUUAUUAAUGUUUUUUUUUUAGGUUUUAGGUUAUUAACGUUGUAUAUGUUUUAAGUUAAUAAUUUUUUAUAGUUUUGAAGUUAUUGUCGAUUUAUAGUUUUAGGUUAUUAACAUUUUAUAGUUUGGAAGUUGUUAACGUUUUAUAGUUUUUAGUUUAUUAACAAUUUAUAGUUUGGAAGUUAUUAACAUUUUAUAGUUGUUAGGUUAUUAAUGUUUUAUAGUUUUUAAGUUAUUAACGUUUUAUAGUUUUUAAGUUAUUAAUGUUUUAUAGACCCCGAAAGGGACAAGCGGUAAAAAAAAGGGAUGGGUGUUUUAUAGUUUUUACGCUUCUAAUGUGUCACGUCGGGAACGCAUUUUGUAAGCGUGUUGAGUCACCACAAGAUGCACGAGGACCAGGACAAGCAGGAAUUGCAGGUUACAGAUGACCACGGACGCUGCAGCCUGGGCGGCCGCGCACGGCAUCCUGACGCGGGUCCAGUCGCGGGCGAUGUACUGGUGGUAGGGGUCCUGGGAACUCUCCGUCUUCCUGGAGCGGAUGAAGCUGAGCAUGACGCCUAAGGAGAAGAAGCCGAACAUGCCGAGCACCAGGAGGACGAAGAGCGCGGCCUGAGUCGACCCCUGGGGAGCCGUCCACCACGACGACGGCGCGACGGUGUGGUUGUGCGCAGGCGGCGGAAGAAGACCGCUUGUGUUGAGGCAGCGCGGCAACAGCGAGGAAGUCACCUCGGUGGCGUUGAUGGGCGACAUGGACGCCCUCUGCUGGACACUCCGCUACAAGCACAGCCAGGCAGGUACAAGAAAAGUGCCGGGAACACCACCAGGAUCUGUACAUCGCCUUCAUCGACCUGUCCAAGGCAUUUGACACCGUAAACCGGAAUCUCCUCUGGGACUUACUGGGAAGGAUGGGAAUUCCACCAAAGUUCCUCAACAUCCUGAGACAACUUCACGAUGGAAUGCGAGCCUGUGUCCGCAUUGUAGGCCAGCAAUCCCCCUCUUUUAAUGUGAAAGUCGGGGUCAGGCAGGGAUGUGUCCUAGCCCCUGUUAUAUUCAACCUCUUUCUCUCAGCAGUCACUCUCCUCUCACACAAAGCUCUGGGAACCACAGAUGGCAUCCACAUACAGUUCCGGCUAGACGGCAGUCUCUUCAACAUCCGGCGCCUCCAGGCCUUCACUAAAAUCACAAAACAACAGAUCCUAGAACUUCAGUAUGCUGACAAUUGUGCUCUCCUUGCCCACACGCCAGACUCUCUCCAACGUGCACUUAACGUGGUCUCAUCCACGUACAGUGCCCUAGGACUCAAGGUCAACAUUUCAAAAACACAGAUCAUUGCGCAACACUCUAUCCAUCAGUCAGAAGUGCCUGUCUUCAACAUUGAUGGCCAGCAGCUCACCAUCGUUCAACACUUCACCUACCUCGGAAGCGUCCUGUCCCCCACCUGUAACAUCGAUAAUGACAUCCAGGUCCGUGUUGGGUUAGCGUCUGCUGCCUUCGGUAGGCUCAAAACCAGGGUCUUCCUGAACAGAAACCUGACAGUUUCCACCAAAGCAGCUGUUUACAGAGCAGUUUGUCUGUCCACACUGUUAUAUGGCUCGGAACCCUGGACCCCUUACCAGAGGCACGUCAGAAUCCUGGAGAGAUACCACAUCCGCUGCCUGCAACGGAUUCUGGGUCUGACUUGGGAGGACAGGGUCCCUCAUGUGGAUAUUUUUGACCGGACCCAAACACCCAGCAUCCAAGUGUUCCUUGCGCAAAGACAUCUGCGCUGGGUGGGGCAUGUAAUCCGCAUGCCCGCCCAGAGACUCCUCCGACAGAUCCUCUACGGCCAACUCCAGGAAGGCUGUAGGUCUCCUGGGGGUCAGCGGAAACGCUACAAGGACCACAUAAAAACCCUCCUGAAGCGCUGUGCUAUCCAGCCUUCCGCACUGGAAGUCUUGGCUGCUGAUCGCCACAUCUGGCGCGACUGCAGUCACGCCGGCAUUGCUCAUCUCCAGGAGCAGACCACUGAGAGGAGAAAAGGACAACGUAUACAGCGACAUCAGCGCGCUGCAGGGGCCCCCCUCUCAAACAUGGACUACAUCCGCCCCACAUGUGGCAAACCAGGCGGGUCACGCAUUGGCCUGCACAGCCACAUGCAAUGGCAUAUUCGAAACCCCCCUCAAUGACCCAUUACUGGAGCAACGUCAUCAUCGUAAUCGAUGGACAGCCAUAAGCAAUUAAAACAAAUGUUUGACUUAAUACGGUAUCUAUAUAAACGUUGUCAAAGUUUCUCUUAUUUUUGGCACAAUGACAAUUAAGUAAACCCAAAUGUGUGAUCAAAUAUGUAUUCUGAACAAGAGAUUGUGAGUAGUGUUUUCGCUUUUUUUGCUUAUAUUAUAUACGGCAACUUAA
Nerophis ophidion (straightnose pipefish) is the source of this 2853-nucleotide messenger RNA. RefSeq lists its product as uncharacterized. The record is from RefSeq and is a predicted model, not a curated record. Lineage: Eukaryota; Metazoa; Chordata; Actinopteri; Syngnathiformes; Syngnathidae. The coding region runs from base 1368 to 2627 and encodes 419 amino acids. The transcript is spliced from 3 exons.